Molecule: messenger RNA, 1698 nt
Organism: Botrytis fragariae
Lineage: Eukaryota; Fungi; Ascomycota; Leotiomycetes; Helotiales; Sclerotiniaceae
Product: putative c6 zinc finger domain protein
Exons: 3
Coding region: 1-1698 (565 amino acids)
Biological process (GO): regulation of DNA-templated transcription
Molecular function (GO): zinc ion binding; DNA-binding transcription factor activity, RNA polymerase II-specific
Source: RefSeq, a predicted model, not a curated record
AUGCCUAUUGAAAUCCCCAAUCAAAUAAUACCCCGAUCUAGGAGAUGUGGACCCAAAGUGAAGACAGGCUGCCGAACUUGCAAGAUACGUCGAGUCAAGUGCGAUGAGGCCAAGCCUUCAUGCGAAAGAUGUGUUUCCACUGGACGAAAAUGUGAUGGGUAUUUCACAGACCUAAAGAGGUUGAGCCCGGAAAUGCAAACAUUGUCAGACAUCCAGCGAGUACCUACAUUUUUACCUGGUACUGUAAAUGAACGGCGAGGUUUUCAAUACUUUGUUUCCAAUACAGCAACAGAGCUCAGUGGAUAUUUUGAUCCCUCUUUCUGGAAUCAUCUCAUAUUGCAAGCAAGCUCUGUGGACCCAUCUCUUCGGCAUGCUAUCAUAGGACUUGGGACUCUCCACGAAGAUUUCUCGAACCGAAGAUUGGAUCUUGCGACGAAAUGCGAUGCUGCAAGAUCAGGAUUUGGGUUCGCUACAAGUCAAUAUACAAAGGCCAUUUCACACCUUAGACGGUCUCUAGCGGCAGGCAAACAGAAACCUCUCACAGCGUUAAUGUCUUGUAUUCUUUUCGUUUGCUUUGAUUCUUUACGGGGCCAUUUCUCAAGCGCAGUGAUGCAUUUGCAGAGCGGCCUAAAGAUUUUGCAGAAUUCGCGAUUACGAAACAAUUCUGAAGACGAGGAUCUGAUAGAAGAAAACAUUGUACCUAUGUUCAUGAGACUUUGCAUACAAGCUAUUCUGUACAUCGAUACUAGAGAAGUUCCAGAACGUAUGGCUUUCGCAAAAGUAAUAUCGACCAUCAGUACUCGAGAAAAUAUCAUACCAAGAGAAUUCAAGAACCUGGAUGCAGCAAGAAGAAGUCUCCUUCACGCAUCCGAUAGCCUUUUCCGAGGGGGUUACUUAUGGGAUGGUAACCUUCCUUCCGCCUGCCAACCAAAAUCAGCGAUGGAUUUAUAUGUAAAAUCUCGUAUGCAAUUGGACGCUUGGAGAGUCUCAUUUGAGAACUUCAUGAAAAACCAGAGUCAUACCUUUGACAGUAAACAAUUGAGGGGUGCUGCACUGUGCAAAGUACAUUAUGCAACUGUGCAUAUUAUGGCCAGGGUCACCGAACUAGACCUAGACGACCCUCGAAUCAUCAAGAACUACGUCAAUGAUCCCAAAAAGUUCGCCGUGUUCAAUUUGGAAUUUCAGAUCAUCGUCAGUCUGGCGAGAUCUUUAAUCAACGCUGCCGAGGAAGAUGCUAAAGCUGGAAGACCUGCAUUCACUUUCUCGGCUGAUUUGGGUUUGAUUGCUCCUUUAUAUUUCACUUGCAUGAAGUCACCCAAUGAAGCAACUCGUCGCCAAGCACUGGAACUUCUACUGCGGUGUCCAAGAAAGGAGGGGAUGUGGGACAGCUCAUCAACAAUCAACCUCGUACGAGAUUUCUGGAAUCUCGAACAGAAACUGAUUUAUCGACCUAUAGGAGUAUACCCUGUUUCAGAAAAACUCAUUCAGAUGAGUGAGGUGGUAAAUCUUGUCCUGAACAAGGAUAUGCAAUGGGAAUGGAAACUCUCUGAAACCCCGACAAUAGAACCUCCUCAAUGCACACGUGGAGACGACUUCUCGAAUCUGGAAGACUUCAGUUGGCUACCAAGUGAAAUGGAAGAUAUUAAAUUAUUUGAAAUGGCUGAAGGAAGUCUCUUUUUGGGGGUUUCCUGGCCCUAA